Messenger RNA from Saimiri boliviensis boliviensis (Bolivian squirrel monkey), 1782 nucleotides. RefSeq names its product cholesteryl ester transfer protein (gene CETP). The record is from RefSeq and is a predicted model, not a curated record. Lineage: Eukaryota; Metazoa; Chordata; Mammalia; Primates; Cebidae. Gene Ontology annotation, biological process: cholesterol homeostasis; triglyceride metabolic process; triglyceride homeostasis. Gene Ontology annotation, molecular function: cholesterol transfer activity; cholesterol binding; phosphatidylcholine binding. Gene Ontology annotation, cellular component: high-density lipoprotein particle.
CUCUGGGGCCAGGAAGGCCCGGCUGCCCGGAAAAGCCUCAUGUUCCGUGGGGGUUGGGUGGAUGUAUAUAUACAGGCUCCAGGCUGAACGGCUUGGGCCACUCACACACGGAUGCCCGAUAACCAUGCUGGCUGCCACCGUCUUGACCCUGGCCCUGCUGGGCAAUGCCCACGCCUGCUCCAAAGGCACCUCGUGUGAGGCAGGCAUCGUGUGCCGCAUCACCAAGCCCGCCCUCUUGGUGUUGAACCAGGAGACUGCCAAGGUGAUCCAGACUGCCUUCCAGCGAGUCAACUACCCAAAUAUCACAGGCGAGAAGGCCAUGAUGCUCCUUGGCCGAGUCAAGUAUGGGUUGUACAACAUUCAGGUCAGCUACUUGUCCAUUGCCAGCAGCCAGGUGGAGCUCGUGGAAGCCAAGUCCAUUGAUGUCUCCAUUCAGAAUGUGUCUGUGGUCUUCAAUGGGACCCUGAAGUAUGGCUACACCGCUGCCUGGGGGUUGGGCAUUGAUCAGUCCAUUGAUUUUGAGAUCGACUCCGCCAUUGACCUCCAGAUCAACACACAACUGACCUGCGACUCUGGUAGAGUGCGGACCAAUGCCCCCAACUGCCACCUGUCUUUCCAUAAGCUCCUCCUGCAUCUUCAAGGAGAGCGAGAGCCUGGAUGGAUCAAGCAGCUAUUCACAAACUUCAUCUCCUACACCCUGAAGCUGAUCCUGAAGGGACAGGUCUGCAAAGAGAUCAACGUCAUCUCCAACAUCAUGGCCGAUUUUGUCCAGACAAGGGCUGCCAGCAUCCUUUCAGAUGGGGACAUCGGGGUGGACAUUUCCCUGACAGCUGAUCCCGUCAUCACAGCCUCCUACCUGGAGUCCCAUCACAAGGGUCGUUUCAUCUACAAGAAUGUCUCGGAGGAACUCCCGCUCCCCACCUUCUCGCCCACACUGCUGGGGGACUCCCGCAUGCUGUACUUCUGGUUCUCUGAGCAAGUCUUCCACUCCCUGGCCAAGGUAGCUUUCCAGAGUGGCCGCCUCACGCUCAGCCUGAUGGGAGAGGAGUUCAAGGCAGUGCUGGAGACCCGGGGCUUCAACACGAACCAGGAGGUCUUCCAGGAGCUUGUCGGCAGCCUCCCCAGCCAGGCCCAAGUCACCGUCCACUGCCUCAAGGUGCCCAAGAUCUCCUGCCAAAACAAGGGCGUCGUGGUCAGUUCUUCAGUGAUGGUGGAAUUCCUCUUUCCACACCCAGACCAGCAACAUUUUGUAGCUUACACGUUUGAAGAGGAUAUCAUUACUACCAUCCAGGCCUCCUAUUCCAAGAAAAAGCUCUUCUUAAGCCUCUUGGAUUUCCAGAUUACACCAAAGACUGUUUCCAAUUUGACUGAGAGCAACUCCGAGUCCAUCCAGACCUUCCUGCAGUCAAUGAUCGACACUGUGGGCAUCCCUGAGGUCAUGUCUCGGCUCGAGGCAGCGUUUACGACCCUUAUGAACAGCAAAGGCCUGAGCCUCUUCGACAUCAUCAACCCUGAGAUUAUCCCUCAGGAUGGCUUCCUGCUGCUGCAGAUGGAUUUCGGCUUCCCUGAGCACCUGCUGGUGGAUUUCCUCCAGAGCUUGAGCUAGAAGUUCCAAGGAGGUGGGGGUGAGGCUUGAACCAGAAGGCAAGCACCAGGCUCGCAGCUGGAGCCCUGGCAUCUCCUCCAUCACGGUGGGUCAGGGUGGGAGCACGGAGAUAGACAUUGGCUCCCACCCCCUGCCUGUCCUAAAGACCCACUGGCAUUAAAAUGCUGUGUCCAAGA